Molecule: messenger RNA, 1851 nt
Organism: Aphanomyces invadans
Lineage: Eukaryota; Oomycota; Saprolegniomycetes; Saprolegniales; Verrucalvaceae
Exons: 14
Coding region: 1-1851 (616 amino acids)
Source: RefSeq, a predicted model, not a curated record
AUGGCUGACCGGCCGGCGACUACCUUCAGCACGUCUGCCUCGAGCAGUGUGGCAUCAUCGGCGCAUGGCGACUACGACAGCUGCACGGACAAUCCACCGCCACGUGUGCGAUCGAAUCGAUCGGUAUCCAUUUUGGACAACCGUGACGCAAAGGUAAAGAAGUUUUGUCCAUCCGACGAUACCGUCUUGAAGGAAAGCCUCCAAGUCCAGCAAAGUUCCAAGACCUGCGUGACGACCGCGACCACUCAGCUCAAAGUCCUGUGCCGCAAGUUUGCCGUCCUGUCGGAAAAAGUCAAACAAGAGGCCAAGAUGCGCGAAGACGCCGAGAAGGAAGUCCGCCGACUGAACGCAAUCAUUCAAGAUGCGACAAAUCCAUUGAUCACGUCGACGCGGUCGGAUGCACAGCAAUACCUCCGUGCGCAGAAGGACGAGUUGGCGGCCGUGCGGGACGAGCUGCGUCGAACGAAAGAAGAGUUGUAUCACGUCACGCAGGCCUACGACAGGCUUCGCGCCGAGUUGGAUCAGUUCCACCACCAUCCUCCACCGAUGCCGCAGCCCGUCCAUCACCACCAAGAGAGCAUGCUUGAUUCCCAAAUCCAAUGGGAUAGGGAGCAGUCAAGUCGCAUUCACGACACGUUGUCGUGCACGAUCGCGGAACUGCAUGACGAGCUCCAUGCGAAAGAGGUCGAAAUUGAAUCCCUGCGAGCGAGUGUGCAACGAGAGAAAGCCAAGCAAAGGGAAAUAGAGCAAAUGACCGCGUCGCUCGAAGCGCAAAAUAGCCAAGACAAGGACCAGUUGUCGAAAGUUACGCAAAGUUUGCGAGACAUGACGCUGAGCCAUGCGAACGAGAUCGAAAAGCUGCAUGUGGCACAGGACACCAUCAACGAAGAACGGACGGUCAAGGACGCUUUACAACAUCAAGUCUCAACGCUGCAUCAAGUCAAUGAUGCGUUGCAAAAGCGUUGUGAUGCUCUCGUCCGUCGCCAUCAGCUGAACGCGACCUUUCUCGCGGAAGCACAAGGGCUCAAGACCCAAUUAGCAGAGCUCGAGACACAGCACGAAGCGCUCGUGAAGGAUAUGCGCGACGCCAAGCAAGCUCAUUACCAAGACGUGGAAGCUCUCAAAGCCACGCUCCACGAAAGCCAGUCAGCGACUCAAGACGCGGAGAAGCGCGUGAUGGAACUGCAAGGCGAGCUCACGGCUGUGCGCAUUCAACACAACACCAUGUCCGAGUACAUGAUAUACGACCCCAAGCGAGCCCAACCGAUCCCAUCGACUGGCUCAGACAACCACAGAGUGGGGAGCCACUACUCCUUCCCCCGCAUCUCGCCUACGUGUGCUGGUCACCAUGCCCCGCCACCACUCCCCAUUCAGGGCCAUUCUCGCGCCCUUCACCAGUGUCGCAGCCGCAUCUUUCCGGUCCUCAGUGUCCCUCUUCCCACCAACCUCAGUCGAACAAUGUCCACGGGAUUCCCCAUCCAGGAUACCUCGCUCAAAGCUCGCAGGGGACCCCACAAAGCUACAGCGACUCCUCUAAGGCACUACGAUCCAGAGAAUGAACAGCCCAAAACCACAGAUCUUCACCACCACUCUGUGCCUUUGGUGACUGAUGCCGCCACAUCGCAACCUACCUUGGAUGGCCGAUCCAGUACAAUCAGCAGCACCCGCUCGACAGGAGCAAAUGCUUCAUCGAGCGCAUCAGACCACAGCAUCCUGCGUGCGCUAAAGAGUCGCAACAAGCAGCUGCAGGAGCGCCUGCAACAAGAAGCGGACGCGACGUUCCAACUCGAGGAAGAGAUCAACAUGAUCACGUCAUCGUAUCACACUUUGCUGCACCCCCAGGACAACUAA